AUGAGAGACUUGGUUGUUUUGGGGGGUCUCAGUCACCCCGAUUUGACUAAAGCUAUUUGUCGUAGCUUGGUGAUAGAACAAGGACAAGUUCUCAGCAACAAGUUUUCCAAUGGAGAGACAUCAAUUGAAAUCAAGAACUCUGUUAGAGAAAAGGAUGUAUUUAUUGUGCAAAGUGGUUGUGGUCAUGUGAAUGAUAAUUUCAUUGAAUUGCUUAUUAUGAUUGCAGCUUGCAAAACUGCAUCGGCUCGUCGUGUCACUGCUGUUCUACCAUUCUUUCCUUAUUCCAGACAAGCAGAUGUUCCUUAUAAGUCUGGAGGGAAUGGAGCUCCCUCCAUUUCUACCAAGAAAGAACUGUAUACUUUUGAACUGGCUCCGGGAACUCCCAGACCUUUAGGAGGAAGUUCCGGACAAGGAAUUGGAUUAAACGAGAUAGCUACUUCUCCCUUGGCAUUAAAUCCUGUUGCCUUUCCCAAUAGUGACUCUCUUAAAGAGAGAGCUGCUCUUAAUAGUUUCUCAUUGAAACAACCUAUCCCUACACUCCCUAAUGAAGAACCAUCCAGUGGAAGAUCAAGUUUAUCUACUACACCAGUGUCUUCGCAACCUGCUCCCACCCAAGUUGGUGCACCAAUCGGAACAGGCCACUUGAAUGCUGCUUAUACCAAUUCCAAUAUCUUUGAACAACUUGAUCUGAAUGGAAAAUCCGAAUCGGGUUACAAGCAAUGGAUAGCACAGAAUGGGACUUUGAUUGCCAAUCUUCUUGUUGGAGCUGGAGCCGAUAGAUGUAUUACAAUGGACUUACAUGAUCCUCAAUUUCAAGGUUUUUUCAACGUUCCAGUGGACAAUUUGUAUCUGAAACCUUUACUCAAGAAAUACAUCACUCAAUAUAUCCCCAAUUACCAAGACUGUGUGAUUGUGUCUCCUGAUAGUGGUGGAGCAAAGAGAGCUACUUCGAUUGCAGAUUCAUUGGGAUGUUCCUUUGCUUUGAUUCAUAAGGAAAGAAGAGCCAAAGUGUUUAAGGGAACUACAUCAACACACGGCAACAAUCACCCAACGUAUAAUUCCAAUGUUGCAAACAUAGCGAGUGCCAGUGGCUUGAGUUUGAGUUCCAGUAUCAACAGCUCUAACCAUAACCAUCACCAACAUCAUAGCCAUCAUCAUCAUCAGCAUCACAGUGGCAGUGAAAGCAUUGGUGGACACAGUGUGGUAGCAACAACCAUGUUGGUUGGUGAUGUAAAGGACAAGGUUUGUGUUUUAGUUGAUGAUUUGGUGGACACUUCGUAUACUAUAACCCGUGCUGCUAAGUUAUUGAAAGACCAAGGAGCCAAAUAUGUGUUUGCUUUAGUCACCCAUGGUGUUUUCAGUGGAGAUGCCAUCAACCGGAUUAAUAAAUCAGCCAUUGAUAAGUUAAUUACCACCAAUAGUGUGCCUCAGAUUGAACAUAUUGAGCAAUUGGGUGAUAAGAUUCAAGUGUUGGAUGUCAGUCGGAUAUUUGCCGAAUCAAUUAGAAGAAUCCACAAUGGAGAAAGUGUAUCGAUGUUGUUUGAUUAUGGAUACUAA
Molecule: messenger RNA, 1557 nt
Organism: Lizanozyma spartinae
Lineage: Eukaryota; Fungi; Ascomycota; Pichiomycetes; Serinales; Debaryomycetaceae
Gene: PRS5
Product: ribose phosphate diphosphokinase subunit
Exons: 1
Coding region: 1-1557 (518 amino acids)
Biological process (GO): 5-phosphoribose 1-diphosphate biosynthetic process; ribonucleoside monophosphate biosynthetic process; purine nucleotide biosynthetic process
Cellular component (GO): ribose phosphate diphosphokinase complex; cytoplasm
Molecular function (GO): magnesium ion binding; ribose phosphate diphosphokinase activity
Source: RefSeq, a predicted model, not a curated record